GCAACUGUCAAAUUUGACUUGAGACCGUCUAAGAUUUUUGAAAAUUUUGUCGAAAUUACAUAUAUUAAGUACUUCUCUGUUAAUUUUGACGCUGUUCAACAUGGUUACUUUUGCUCCUGAUGAAAUUGGCUUACAAGAUAAAUCGCCCUGUGCUGGUAUUAGGGCCGAUUUGAAGAUGUGUUUAUUGGAGAGCGCUUGUUGCAGAAAGGACAAAAAGACCCCACGAGAAUGUUUGAAAGAUCAUUUGGUUCCAGAUGAAUGUAUUCAACUCAGACAAAGUUUUUUUGAGUGUAAACGAUCAUUGCUCGACACAAGAAGAAGAUUCCGAGGUCACAAAGGAUACUGAAAUAAUUUAAAAGGUAUUAGACUAGAUUAUGAUUUAAUUUUAAAUAAUACAAAUUCUGUAUGUAAAAUACUUAUUUUUUAAUUAAAGUUGAUUGUU
Hyposmocoma kahamanoa is the source of this 442-nucleotide messenger RNA. Its product is annotated as cytochrome c oxidase assembly factor 5. The coding region runs from base 101 to 346 and encodes 81 amino acids. The transcript has 3 exons. Gene Ontology annotation, cellular component: mitochondrion. NCBI's taxonomy places the organism in Eukaryota, Metazoa, Arthropoda, Insecta, Lepidoptera, Cosmopterigidae. Gene Ontology annotation, biological process: mitochondrial respiratory chain complex IV assembly. The record is from RefSeq and is a predicted model, not a curated record.